GCGCCGAGUCCCGCAGCGCCGAGCCCGGCCCCGCCGCCAUGAGCGGCCAGCGGCGGGCGGGGAAGACCGCAGCGGGCGGCCCCGGGCAGCCCGCCCCGCAGGGCCCCGGGCAGCCCGCCCCGCACGGCGCCGGGCAGCGCGGGGCGGCCUCCCGCGCUCGGCGGGCCGCGGGCGCUGCUGCUGCUGUGGCGGGCGGCGCCGAUGGGUGCGGGGCGGGCGGCGCCGCGGGUCGGAAGGCGCCGGGAAGCCAGGAUAAUCUUCAAGGGUGGAUGACAGAACCAACCAGCCUUUCUGCAGGUGCAGAGCAGAUAGAGGAAAAAGAGAGCGCUGCAAUGCGGUUGAUGAAGCAUGGAAAGGAAGUUGGGGUUCCUUCUAAUGAACUUUCUUCAGCAAAUGCAGCCACUGACCAGAAAGGGCGACCUGCAUCGGAAAUAAGGAGCAGCUACGGGUACCACAGUACUGCGAGACCUGAAAACUCAGAUACGAUUAAAUCACUUGUGACAGAUCACGAUGCAUCUAGAAACUCUGAGCUCUGUCUACCUGUGUAUGGUAGUUGUUCAGCAAUGGAGCCAUCUGAGGACAGUGAGGAGGACAUGUAUCGUGAUGCAGAGGAAAUAGAGAGAGAGAAAAUAUUACUUUGUGAGACAAGCUUUUCAGAAUAUAAACUAAGUUUUACACCUGAAAUGGACAUCAUGGAGUAUUGCAGAAAAGAAUGGAGAGGAGAUACACCAGUAGCAAAAAGAAUGAGAAAGGGAUAUGAAGCAGUUGCUCAGAAGUUUGCAUCUAUAAGGAGAGUACGAGGUGAUAACUAUUGUGCUCUCCGAGCAACUCUGUUCCAGGCACUAAGCCAAGCUACCCAGUUACCAAGCUGGAUGGAGAGUGAGGAUUUUACUGUGCUUCCUGAAAAAUUAAUAAGCAAAUAUAAGUGGAUCCAGCAAUGGCAGCUCAAACAGAAACUGGGCAGGAAGAUGGGAGAAAUAAGUGGUGAAAUUAAAGAAUAUUUAAUCCUUCUAAGGAAAAAGUGGAAGAAUAUAAGUGAAAUCAAGGGUUCCACUGAGAAACAAGCAGCUUGUGAAAAAUUGUUUAAAAAUGAAGAGGAGGAGUAUAGUCUCUAUGAAGCACUGAAAUUUUUGAUGCUUAACACUGCCAUUGAAUUAUACAAUGAUGAUAAAAAUGGAAGGAGAGUUCCUGUGUUCUCGUGGUUACUGUUUGCACGGGAUACAUCUAGCAACCCUUGUCAGUUAAUGCAUAAUCACUUGAAUCAUAUUGGUCACAAUGGAGGCCUCGAACAAGUGGAAAUGUUUCUCCUUGCUUACACUCUGCAGUAUACCAUCCAGGUGUAUCGACUGUAUAAAUACAGUACUGAUGAAUUCAUCACACUUUAUCCCAAUGACCCAGAGGAGGACUGGCCUGUGGUGAUUCUCAUAACUGAAGAUGACAGACAUUAUAAUAUUCCAGUCAGAAUGUACCAAGAGACUAGGCUGUGAACAAGUUAUUUUUGGCAGACAAGCCUGUACUGCUUAUGGAGACUUCCAGUGCUGUUUAGAAACAGGAUGAUGAUGAAAUUCACAUGAUAAAAUCUACAACAACUUCAAAUCCAUAUUUUAAAAGUUUACAUCUGAACUAAAAUACCAAAUAGGUAUUAGCUUAAAGACUACAAAUUUUGCAAGUAUGGCCUGUGUUGGCAAAAAAACAAAACAACAAAAAAAAACUUCUGCAGCCCUUCUGUUGAAGGGCUUACUUGGAAUAGGAAUGAAAAAACUCUGGAUUUAUUUCUUUUAAGAAGAUAGGUGAGGCUCUGUGGUAAGACAUGAGCUAACCUUCUGCUCCCUGAAAUAAGGAGAUAAUGAUGAAUCAAAACUUCUGGAAAAGUAAGCUGGCAUUAUCCUCACUGCCUACCAAUGCUUAUGCUGUAAGAGAGGUGUUAUUUCCGGUGCUUUGGGUUUUUUUUCCUGUCAUGGAUAUCUCUUUAUUUAGAAGCCAGUUGUCUGUUGCACUGAAAAUAAACAGCUUUUUCUUUUUAAGCCUUUUGAAAGGAUCAUGGCAAAGACACUUGAUAACAAAAGGAGUAUAAAAGUUAUUUGUUAGUAGGUCACAAAUUCAAAACCUACAGAGAACUCCCUCUUCAGUUAUGACAACUGGUACUGGAUGACCACAUGCCCUCUGACUUCCGCAUCUGUUCUUAUGAUUGUUCCUGUAAAAUAAAUCUCGCUGGUAGCUGCUGUGGAGGACAUCAGGAUUUUCAUUUGUCCAGGGAGUGCAGGAUAUUGAGGUAAACUUCUGGUGCCACUUCUCUACUCUUAGGAGGAGUAUCUGGGAGUUUCUGUUUCUGCUUAGAGAUUUUCAUUAUGAUUUAAAUUGAAGGAAUACAGAAUAUAUCAGAUGCUGGGAGUGCCGACAUACCUAAUAAAAUAAUAAAACCUCUACCUUUAGUUCAAAGUGGACAUAUGCCCUACAGGUGACUCUCAGAACAAGGGAGUGAAAGUUGGCUUAAAUGAACUGUUGGUCAUACACAGAUCACUUGGUUUCUCUUAGGCCACCUUAUAGCAAAGGGGUAAGAUUAUAAAAACUACUUUUCCUUCAGAUAUUCUGGAAGAAAUGCAAAACUUCAAAUUCUCCUGUUUUGUUCUAAUUAAAAUGAAUUUGUUAACUUAUUCACU
Molecule: messenger RNA, 2660 nt
Organism: Apus apus (common swift)
Lineage: Eukaryota; Metazoa; Chordata; Aves; Apodiformes; Apodidae
Gene: OTULIN
Product: OTU deubiquitinase with linear linkage specificity
Exons: 8
Coding region: 39-1487 (482 amino acids)
Biological process (GO): protein linear deubiquitination
Molecular function (GO): cysteine-type deubiquitinase activity
Source: RefSeq, a predicted model, not a curated record